This is a messenger RNA of Closterium sp. Naga37s-1, 4206 nucleotides long. The record is from the annotation of a GenBank genome assembly. NCBI's taxonomy places the organism in Eukaryota, Viridiplantae, Streptophyta, Zygnematophyceae, Desmidiales, Closteriaceae.
AUGGCGGUCGACCGAAACGCCGCCGAAGCGGCGCCGACCUCGCGGGACUUCCCCCUGUAUCUUGACAUCGGUAGAGGACUCACUGCCAAGUUCGAGGAACACGACUACGCCGUUCUCACAAACCAUAGCCUAGAGUUUAACGCCCGCUGCUUGGGACUCGGCCUCAACGUCGUGAUCAUUCUGUACCCCGGUGAUUUGUUGAAGGCAUCAGGGCAGAAGAUCAGGACAUCGAUCAGGCACGCCGACCCGCAGACAGUGAAGGAAUGGCACCGCGACGAGGCGAUCCGCGUGCUGAAGUUUUUCCGGGAGGCGGUUCUGGCCGAGCUGCGGCGCGAUGGUAGGAAAUGGGAGUGGGCGAAGCCGUCCGAAGAAGAGGUGCAGGAGAGGCUCGCCGACUGCGAUCGCCCCCUUCGAGAUAAAGUGGCCAACGCCGUCCGGGACGGGGACGCUGGCUUCGGUCUGCUAGCAAUGAGCGCGCUGCUUUGGGCUGUGAGGCGGAUGGAUCUCCUGACAGGCGGCCUUCGUCGCAGUGUCACCAGCAUGGACAAGGUCAACGUUUCGGGGUUGAAGAAGCUGCGGACUGAUAUGGUGGCCUGGAUCAAGAAGCUAGUAGCGCGCAAACGGGCGGGCCAGGUCGGAGUUGCUGCCGACGCCUGUGACGACGACGGCGAGGAGGUCCAUUCGGCAUUCCAAGCAGUCGGUGUCGCCCGCACCGUCGCUGAUGCGCAUGGGACCACGAUAGGAAAGCCGGGAGGCGGCGUCGACGAGGAUGAUGCGGAGGCUGGAAAGGGGGUAACUGGUACCGAGGAGAAGCACCAGGACGAGGAUCGUGAGGAGGGUCGUUUGGAGUCGGAGUCGGAAGGGGAGGAGGAGGAAGAGGAGCAGGAGAAGCAGGAGGAGGUGGAGCAUAAAGAGCAGGAGCAGGAGAAGCAGCUAGAGGGGGAGCAGGAGGAAGAGGUGGAGUUGGAGGUGGAGGAACAGGAGGAAGAACUGGAGGUGGAGUCUGUAGCUGCUGGAGCGGCAGAAACGGGUGAAAGGUCGGCAGACGUUGAGAACGAGGAAGGGGAGGGGAAGGGUGCGAUGUCAGCGGAUCUCGAAAAGGAGAAAGAGGAGGUCGGCGUGGAGGCGGCUCACGGGGGGAGUGGGAAUGUCGUGGUCGGCGAUCGGGAGGGAGGUGUAGACCUGGAGGCCGUAGAAGAAGGGGAUAACGCCGCGGCCACGAAGCAGACGGGCGUGGAAGUGACUCACGGGGGGGAGCGGUCUAGGAGGAAGAAGGCGGCGAGCGGUCACCCCGGUUCCACCGCAGCUGGUCGGCAGGCGCGGCUGGACAUCGUCGAGCAGCUGCGAGAGGAGAACAGGCGACUGCGGGCCGACAAUGCACGACUGGAACGGCGGCUCGGUGAACAGACGGGACGGGUCGACAGCUUGGCGUCGGCGUUAGCUGGAAUCCUCGACAAGCUCAAGGCUUUGACCGCUCAGGUAGCCGACACCGACCGGAACUUGGCGAAGCGCCUCGAGGACGCCACGUCGACCAUGGCGACGACCAUCACCGACGACCUCACCGACAACAUGGCUAGCGCGGUUGAAGCUGGCAAGUCCUUUGCCGAACUUGCGGCCAAGAUUCUGCGGGAUCUUGACGACCCCAACGGAAGAAUGGCGGUCGAACGCGCGACCGAGGCGAACGCAUUGGCCGAGCACGUGACGAAUGCGGUGGGUGAUGCGAGGAAGUUUUUGAAGGAGACAGUCAUUAAAUACAUCGGCGCCGCGCAGACCAACAUUGCAGCCGCCGUCGCACCCCGCCUCGUCGUGCAGCAGCAGCCGCCGCCUAUCGCCCCAGCGCAGGCCUUGCCAGAAGAGUUACUGAAGUCCUUCAAGGAGGAUGUGCUGAAGGUGGUGACGGAGGCGACGCAGCAGUCGUUUCUCGCCUCCGGAUUGAGGAUAAUGACCGAGGUGGUCGGCACGGUGGCGCCUGAUCGGCGUGGGUCGUCGCCGUCGGCGAACGACGCCGGCCAACCGCAUCCAAAGGAGGCCCAGAAGCAUGGUCAGAAGAGAGGGGGCGGCGGAGGCGGGGGAGACGGAGAAGACGCCACGAGCGUGAAGCGUAGCAAGGGAGCUGGUGGGUCCCGCGUGGCCGGCGAAGGCAGCAAGGGAGCUGGUGGGUCCCGCGUGGCCGGCGAAGGCAGCAAGGGAGCUGGUGGGUCCCGCGUCCCCGGCGAAGGCAGCAAGGGAGCUGGGGACGCUGGAGCUGGAGACAGCUCGGCAAAGCAACCUACGACCGUGGUCGACAUCCUGAAGAGGCACUGGGCUACUGUGGGAUCGCCCAGCACGGGCCAUGGAGAAGGGAGUGCAGCUGGGGGUCCCGCCGACCAGAACACCGCCGUGCCAAGUGCUCCGACUUUGGUCGCCGAGAAGCCACGAGCUCAUGUGAGCGGAGGGAAGGGGUUGAGCGAUAAGGAAACCCCCGCCGCCAAAACGGCCCCAGUCGUUAACGGGCCGAAUGCCAAGAUAGCGGAGGCGACAGCGGUUCCUAAACAGCCUCCCGCGGGUGCACGUCAUCCGACCGGCGCGUCUGCCGACGUCCCGUCUGCCGACAAGGAUAGCCGCGCGGGGAAAGGGGCGGCCGCUGCGAACGCACUCAAGGACCAGCUCAGGCUCCUUGCGGGCCACAGGGCUGCUCAACAGCCUCCCCCCCCUGUCGACGUGCCAUCUGCCAGUGUACCACGUGUAGCGCCGGCCGUCGCCGCCCGUACUCCUGCAGACCCUAAGUCCGCUUUGCUGCGCAAACAGUUGAGCACACGAGGGUCGACUGCGCCAACUCGGCAGGGUUUAGGGUCUAACGCGACGCCGACAUCGGGGAAUGUCGCAGCACCCACUCCCGUGGCGGCUGAUGUCGAGAAAGCGGCGGAGAAGGGUGUGCGUGCCGCGCUUGCCACAGGCAGCAGCCCAGUUGAGGAGGUCGCCCCCGACGCGGAUAUCGCCGCCAUACAGGCCCAACUGGAUGCAGCCAAACCUCGGACACUGGCCAUUUCGGACACAGCACAUGCGGAGCAGCCGGCGAGUCCCGCCGGUGGUUCGACAGAUCGUAAAACGACCGAUGAUGCUGUCGGCGAGGGAAAGGCGAAGCGGAAGGGGAAGGCGGGCUCUCAGAGGAAAACACGGCAGAAGUCGGAGGUGAAGGCGACGGGAAAAGGGAAGGAGAAGGCGGAGGAGACGGCGGCGGAUGUGAUGUCGGUGGAGAUGGGGAAAGCGGGGGAAAAUCAGGAGAAGUCGGUCGGCGAGGGUACAUCAACGGGGAGAAAGGGGAAGGAGAAGACGGUCGGCGAGGGUACGUCGACAGGGAGAAAGGGGAGGGAGAAGGCGGCGGAGAAGAGGAAGGAGAAGGAGGAAAAGGAGGACGAUGACGACGACGAGGAGGAGGAGGAUGAGGAGGAGCAGCAGGAGGAGGAAGAGGGGAAGGACAAGGCGAAGGAGAAAGAGAGGAGGGGUCAUGGCAUCUGUCACGACAGCUCGGGCGACGGGCAAGGGUGGGUCGGCGAGAUUAAGGUGCACGGCAUUAAUCGGUACAUCAGCAAGUCGCGCGAGAAGAUGGAGCUCGCGUAUGUGCACUCCAUCGCGUUCGUCGUCUACGACGGUUUCGUGAGCAAGGUGCUCAUGGACGAGCUCACCGGCUUGGACACUGCCGAGCUGGAGAGGUGGAGGAAGGUGUGGGAGGAGGUCAAGAUCUUGCCGACAGGGAUGUGGACGUGCUUCGUCGAGAACGACGACGCCAAGGUGGCCGAUGCUGUGGAAGAAGGGAAGGCGGUGGUGCUUAUAGCCGGUGCGAGCAACGAGACCGCCAAAGUAUUCGAAACUGUCAUGGCGGCGGUGCUGAACGCCGAGAUCACCCGGGACCGCCCCCUGGGGGAGGUCGCCUUCAACGUCGCGCCAGCGCUGCAGAGUCUCGCCCUGCAGAGGGUCUAUCCGGGGGGCGAUGCGGGAGUCGAUGCUGAGGUGGUCGCUAGAGCGACGGUGGAGACCAUGGCUUUCUGGGGAAUGUGCCCCGUCGUCGGCCCGAAGCUCAAAAAGAGGAGUAUCGCGGUGCAGAUGAAGGCCGAUCUUGACCACAGGGGGAGGAAGGGUCAGAGGGGGAAGCAGGGGACGAAGGGGAAGGGCAAGGACGGCACGGGGAAGAAGGGGAGGAAGGGCAAGGACAGCACGGCAGUGUAG